Molecule: messenger RNA, 2547 nt
Organism: Oncorhynchus gorbuscha (pink salmon)
Lineage: Eukaryota; Metazoa; Chordata; Actinopteri; Salmoniformes; Salmonidae
Product: calcium/calmodulin-dependent 3',5'-cyclic nucleotide phosphodiesterase 1B-like
Exons: 14
Coding region: 514-2076 (520 amino acids)
Biological process (GO): signal transduction
Molecular function (GO): 3',5'-cyclic-nucleotide phosphodiesterase activity
Source: RefSeq, a predicted model, not a curated record
UACCAGAAGUCUUUCUCGGGACAGAGAACUGUGGGUGGUUCAGUUGAACAGUAGGCUAUCUGAGAGAACUUUGGGUGGUUCAGUUGAACAGUAGGCUAUCUGAGAGAACUUUGGGUGGUUCAGUUGAACAGUAGGCUAUCUGAGAGAACUUUGGGUGGUUCAGUUGAACAGUAGGCUAUCUGAGAGAACUUUGGGUGGUUCAGUUGAACAGUAGGCUAUCUGAGAGAACUUUGGGUGGUUCAGUUGAACAGUAGGCUAUCUGAGAGAACUUUGGGUGGUUCAGUUGAACAGUAGGCUAUCUGAGAGAACUUUGGGUGGUUCAGUUGAACAGUAGGCUAUCUGAGAGAACUUUUUGCUUUCUAGUAUUUUCUGGGGAGUCUCUCUCAGUUGUCUGUGUCACUGUGCCUAAGCUCUGAGCUUAGGGCUGUAAGAGACAGUACCUCUGGGCUGUGCAGGCAGUGUCUAACUGUGGGCUAUAAGGGGUUGUAAAGGUUUUGCCUUACUGUGGGCUGGAUGGCUGAGCUGGUGAGAGUGAGGAAGAAACAUCUCCAGACACCUAUCUCCAGGCUGAGGUGUAUGGUCAAGCAAUUGGAAGAGAAAGAUGUGGACUUCGAAGAUCUGAAGAAGAACUUGGACUACACCGCAUCCUUACUGGAAGCUGUUUACUUUGAUGGGACCAGACAGGGUCUGGACACAGAGGACGACCUCCAGAAGCUGCACUCUGAUGGCGUGCCCACGGAGGUCACUGAUUGGCUGGCUUCAACCUUCACUCAGAGGGCCCGCCACCCCGCCCGCCGCUCUGACGACAAACCAAAGUUCCGCAGCAUCGUCCACGCAGUUCAGGCUGGGAUCUUUGUCGAGAGGAUGUUCAGAAGGGCCUACACUGCUGCCAUGCCUGACCAACCUGCAGCAGUAGUUAACUGUCUCAGGGACAUUGACCGGUGGAACUUUGAUGUGUUUGCCCUGAACACAGCCAGUGAUGACCACGCACUACAGACCCUGGUCUUCGAGCUGGUGACACGAUACGAACUCAACAGUAGAUUCAAGAUCCCAAUCUCCUGUCUGAUGUCCUUCUUGGAGAAGCUGGAGAAAGGCUACAGUAAACACAGCAACCCCUACCACAGCGGUGUCCACGCAGCCGACGUCACACAAACCCUACACUGUCUGCUCUUACGUACAGGACUAGUGCACUGGUUGACUGGACUGGAGGUCCUGGCGUCCCUGUUUGCUGCGGCCAUCCAUGACUACGAACACACUGGAACUACAAACGACUUCCACAUUCACACAAAGUCAGACUUUGCUAUGAUCUACAACGACCGGUCAGUCCAGGAAAGCCACCACAUCAGUGCUGCGUUCCAUCUUCUACAGGACGACCAAUCCAACAUCUUCAUGAACCUCUCCAGAGAACAGUGGAUGGAGCUGCGAGCGCUGGUGAUAGAGAUGGUGUUGGCUACAGACAUGUCGUCUCACCUUGUCCAGGUCAAAGCCAUGAAGGGGUGUCUGCAGCAGCACGAAGGCAUAGACAAACCAAAAGCGCUGUCCCUACUACUGCACACUGCAGACAUCAGCCACCCCUCUAAGCCCUGGAGUCUACACUCUCGCUGGACCAAAGCCCUCAUGGACGAGUUCUUCAGACAGGGUGACAGAGAGGCAGAGCUUGGUCUUCCCUUCUCUCCACUGUGUGAUCGGAACAGCACCCUGGUCGCAGAGUCACAAAUAGGUUUCAUAGACUUCAUAGUAGACCCUACGUUCUCCCUACUGACUGACGUGGCUGAGAAGAUAGUCAUUCCCCUGGUGGAAGACAACCCAGGCCCACCGGACCCCUGCAAUCGACAUAGUAAUCUGUGGAAGGAGAGUUCCAGAGGACUACAGUGGAGCUUGUCUCACAUCACCUCAGAACUGGUCAGCUUCAGAUCCACCUGGACACGACACACAGAAGACAACAAGUUCAAAUGGAAGGAGAGCGGCUCCAAUGGGCUCUUGGAUCAGAUCGUGUCGAAGGAGCCGUUGGCUGGUGAAGAUGAUGAGCUCGCUGAACAACUGCUGCAGACCCCUUUUAAUGAUGCUAAACAGUAGAUAGGCCUCUCAUGCAGUAUGAUGCCUAUGUAAACGAUAUGCAAACGGAGGGUUGGGGAGAACUGUUUACAUGUAAUCUUUUACAUGUAAUCUUGAUAAUAAUACAAAAAUGUAACUGUAAUCAGCUACUUUACCAGCUAAAAUAUUGUAAAUGGAUUCCAAAUACUUUUGAAAAACUAGAUGAUUACUUCUUCAAUUAUUUAAAAAUUCAGAAAGGAUGUUUUGGGAAAGAAUACAUUAUGAUACCUUUCUGUUUCUCAAUGACAUUCAAUUCAGCCCUGAAAAAAGGUGCCAGUUUAUGUUUGUUGCACCUGGUUUGAUUGAUCCUUUCCAUCUUCUUCUUAUGUCUCUUAAGGGGAAAGUAAUCAGUUGACAUUACAGAGUGGAGGGGAAAGUAAUCCAAAAGUAACUGAAAGUAAUCAGAUUAUGUUACUGAGUUAAGGGGAAAGUAAUCCAAAAGUAACUGAAAGU